Prunus dulcis (almond) is the source of this 925-nucleotide messenger RNA. RefSeq lists its product as uncharacterized. The record is from RefSeq and is a predicted model, not a curated record. Gene Ontology annotation, molecular function: protein-containing complex binding. Lineage: Eukaryota; Viridiplantae; Streptophyta; Magnoliopsida; Rosales; Rosaceae. The transcript is spliced from 9 exons. Bases 1 to 534 code for a protein of 177 amino acids. Gene Ontology annotation, cellular component: mitochondrion.
AUGGUCUCGACCAAGCUGCCGCUCCUCUUCUCCGUCUCUCUCUGUGUCUGCUUCUCUUCUCUCAGACCAAGUUGCCGCUCAUCUUCUCCGUCUCUCUCUGGAUUGUCCGUUGCUAGCCUUAGCAGGUCUGGUAGGUCAUCAUUACAUGAUCCAUGGGCCAACAAUGUGACCUGGCAUAAAGGAAACCUUCUAUCACCUGAGUCAUUGAAGGAUGCUCUCGAUGGUGUCACGUCUGUUAUAUCCUGUGUUGGUGGGUUUGGCUCCAAUUCUUACAUGUAUAAGAUUAAUAGGACUGCUAAUAUAAAUGCAAUUAGAGCUGCUUCUGAACAAGGUGUGAAACGAUUUGUGUAUGUCUCUACCGCUGAUUUUGGUGUGGUAAAUUACUUACUGCGAGGAUAUUAUAAGGGGAAGAGAGCUGCAGAAACAGAGCUACUAACCAAAUUCCCUUAUGGAGGAGUGAUUUUGAGGCCUGGAUUUAUUUAUGGGACUAGAAGCGUCUGGAUUUAUAACUGGAGUGAAUCAAUUAUUAUAUGAAGACUGACGUGUGAGCUGCCAUUGUAAGGAUGUGCUUGCUAUUCCCGUAUCAACCGUGGCUUCGGAAUCAUGCUUUAGCACGAGUGGUGGAGUGAUUAAUUCAUUCCGUGCUUCUUUAACUCCUAAGAUUGUGGAGGCCUUAAUUUGUUCUCAAAAUUGGUUAAGGUCCGAUGACAUCUCCGUUAUACAAUAUGAGCCAACCAUUCAAGAAAUGGAGUUUUAUGAAUCCAUUGAGUCAGAUCUUACAAAUUUGCCGGCACCAACCAACUCAAGUCCUUCUACGUUCCAAUGAUCAUUUAAUAUGUGAAGCCUUCAUUGGUGUUAUGUUUUAAUUUUUGGCUUAUGUUUCGAACUUCUAAUUUGGUUUGUAAUUUAAUUAUCAAUUUUUACA